Molecule: messenger RNA, 861 nt
Organism: Oncorhynchus kisutch (coho salmon)
Lineage: Eukaryota; Metazoa; Chordata; Actinopteri; Salmoniformes; Salmonidae
Product: pro-resilin-like
Exons: 2
Coding region: 1-861 (286 amino acids)
Source: RefSeq, a predicted model, not a curated record
AUGACUCUAGAAGACAUGACUCUAACAGACAUGACUCUAACAGACAUGACUCUAACAGACAGGACUCUAACAGACAUGACUCUAACAGACAUGACUCUAACAGACAUGACUCUAAGAGACAUGACUCUAGAAGACAUGACUCUAAAAGACAUAGGCAGGCAGCCAGGGGAGCCAGAAAGCCAGCUGACAGGGGGAGAGGACAGUAGAGACAGUGAGCCAGGAAGCCAGCUGACAGGGGGAGAGGACAGUGGAGACAGUGAGCCAGGAAGCCAGCUGACAGGGGGAGAGGACAGUGGAGACAGUGAGCCAGGAAGCCAGCUGACAGGGGGAGAGGACAGUGGAGACAGUGAGCCAGGAAGCCAGCUGACAGGGGGAGAGGACAGUGGAGACAGUGAGCCAGGAAGCCAGCUGGCAGGGGGAGAGGACAGUGGAGACAGUGAGCCAGGAAGCCAGCUGACAGGGGGAGAGGACAGUGGAGACAGUGAGCCAGGAAGCCAGCUGACAGGGGGAGAGGACAGUGGAGACAGUGAGCCAGGAAGCCAGCUGGCAGGGGGAGAGGACAGUGGAGACAGUGAGCCAGGAAGCCAGCUGACAGGGGGAGAGGACAGUGGAGACAGUGAGCCAGGAAGCCAGCUGACAGGGGGAGAGGACAUUGGAGACAGUGAGCCAGGAAGCCAGCUGACAGGGGGAGAGGACAGUGGAGACAGUGAGCCAGGAAGCCAGCUGACAGGGGGAGAGGACAGUGGAGACAGUGAGCCAGGAAGCCAGCUGACAGGGGGAGAGGACAGGACAGAUAUAGAGAGCCAGACAGGCAGGAAUAGAGGACAGGACAGAUAUAGAGAGCCAGACAGGCAGGGAUAG